Messenger RNA from Amphiprion ocellaris (clown anemonefish), 6600 nucleotides. RefSeq names its product spondin-1-like. Gene Ontology annotation, cellular component: extracellular matrix. The record is from RefSeq and is a predicted model, not a curated record. Bases 378 to 2786 code for a protein of 802 amino acids. The transcript is spliced from 16 exons. Gene Ontology annotation, biological process: cell adhesion. Lineage: Eukaryota; Metazoa; Chordata; Actinopteri; Pomacentridae.
AGCGCGGAGCUCCGGUUUGGACCUCAGAAGUGAAGCAGAUCCGGUGUUCGGCGGCUCGGGGCUGCCUCCCGGUUCCUCCCGGUUCCUCCCGGUUCUCCGUCGGACUGAUCUGGGACCAGCAGCGGCUCCUCUCCCGUCCUCCUCCCUCCUCCUUCGGGUUUCUCUCCACUCCGGGAUGGACUGUGCUCGGCUUCACCUUUCCCUCCGCCGGUGACGCCUCGGUGGGAGUUCCUGUGGGAGGGAGCAGCAGCAGCAGCAGCAGCUCCGCUCUCUUCGCUCUCUUCUCCCCGCUGGGUUCCUUUUUCUUUUCUCUGGGUUUUUAUUUUUUUGCCAGCACCACCGCCACCAGCACUCAUCUCCAGGGCUGCAGCUCCGACAUGGGAAUGCAUGUGCAUCUGCUGCUCCUGCAGUACUAUCUGGUGUCGAGCUUCGUGUGCAACGCGGUCGCCUUCGUGGAGGAGCCGUCCGGAGGCAGGUCGGACGGCUACUGCGGGAGGAUCCUCCGGGCGCAGACCCAGGGCACCCGGAAGGAUGGGCACCACGAGUUCAGGCUGCGAGUGGAGGGAGACCCGGAGAGCUACCAGCCGGGCAGCACCUACAGAGUCGUCCUCUUGGCCACCAGCCCCUCUUAUUUCCGAGGAUUCACACUGAUCUCGCUGAAGGAGGGCCGGGAGGGAACCGCGGACGACGACUACACCGGACACUUCCAGAUCAUCGACGAAGACGACACUCAGUUCAUGACCAACUGUCCUCCGGCGGUGACGGAGAGCACGCCUCGGCGACGCACCAGGAUCCAGGUUUUAUGGACGGCGCCCCCUACUGGGUCCGGCUGCGUCAUUCUCAAGGCCAGCAUUGUCCAGAAGAGAAUCAUCUAUUUCCAGGACGAAGGCUCGCUCACCGUCCGGCUGUGUGAAAAAGAGAAUCUGUUGGGUGAAGCUACAGAAGCUCCGGCCAUCGAGUGCUGCGCCUGCGGAACCGCCAAGUACCGGCUGACUUUCUACGGAAACUGGUCAGAGAAGGUUCAUCCCAAAGACUAUCCCAGACGAGCGAACCACUGGUCGGCUCUGAUCGGAGCGUCUCACUCCAGAGGAUACGUUCUGUGGGAAUAUGGCGGCUACGCCAGCGAGGGAGUCCGGCAGGUCGCAGAGUUCGGUUCUCCGAUCAAGAUGGAGGAGGAGAUCCGACAGAAGGGAGAUGAGGUUCUGACUGUGAUUAAAACGAAGGCCCAGUGGCCGGCCUGGCAGCCGCUCAACCUACGAGCGGCUCCGUCAGCAGAGUUCUCUGUGGAUCGGACCCGACACCUCAUGUCCUUCCUCACCAUGUUGGGACCGAGUCCGGACUGGAACGUUGGACUUUCAGGAGAAGAUCUGUGCACCAAGGACUGUGGUUGGGUCCAGAGGCUGGUGACGGACCUCAUACCCUGGGACGCUGGGACUGACGGCGGAGUAACAUAUGAGUCGCCCAACAAGCCCACCAAUCCUCAGGAGAAGAUCCGACCCCUGACCAGCCUGGACCACCCCCAGAGCCCCUUCUACGACCCAGAGGGAGGCGCAAUCACUCCGGUAGCCAAGGUGGUGGUGGAGCGUAUCGCUAGAAAGGGAGAACAGUGCAACGUGGUGCCCGACACCAUCGACGACAUCGUGGCCGAUAUUGGACAGGAGGAGAAGGAGGAAGACGACACUCCGGAGACGUGCAUCUACUCGGGCUGGUCGCCGUGGUCGGCCUGCAGCAGCGCCACGUGUGAAAAAGGUCGCAGGAUGAGGCAGAGGAUGCUGAAGGCUCAGCUGGACCUCAGCGUCCCGUGUCCCCACACCCAGGACUUCCAGCCCUGCAUGGGCCCCGGAUGCAGCAUGGAGGAGCCGUCGACCUGCAUGAUGUCGGAGUGGAUCAGCUGGUCGGCCUGCAGCGUCUCCUGUGGGAUGGGGAUGAGGUCCAGAGAAAGAUACGUCAAACAGUAUCCUGAGGACGGGUCGCUGUGUCAACUCAACACCGAGGAGACGGAGAAAUGUGUCGUCAACGAAGAAUGCUCUCCCAGCAGCUGUGUGGUGACUGAGUGGGCCGAGUGGGAUCCCUGCAGCGUCACCUGUGGGAUCGGCAUGAAGCGACGUGAGCGGAUGGUGAAGAUGCCUCCGAUAGACGGAUCCAUGUGUAAAACCGAGGUGGCCGAGGUGGAGAAAUGCAUGAUGCCGGAAUGCCAUACGAUCCCCUGCAUGUUGUCUCCGUGGUCUGACUGGAGUGAUUGCAGCGUAACAUGCGGUCGUGGAGUUCGAACACGUCAACGGAUGUUAAAGUCGGAUCCUGCUGAGUGCACAGAGGAGCUGGAACAGACGGAGAAGUGUAUGCUGCCGGAGUGUCCGGUUGACUGCAUGGUCUCCGAGUGGUCUGAGUGGUCCGAGUGCAACAAGUCCUGCGGAAAAGGACACACUAUUCGGACCCGGAUGGUGAAACUGGAGCCUCAGUUCGGAGGCAGCGCUUGUCCUGAAACCAUCCAGAGGAAGAAAUGCAAGAUCAGGAAGUGUCGGCCAAAGACGAAGGAGGAGAGAGGAGGAGGAGGAGGAGGAGGAAACAGGAGGAGACGAGGGAAACAGGGACGAGAUUCAGCCGUGGAGGAGCAGCCAGCCGGUUGCCGGAUGCAGCCGUGGAGCAGCUGGACGGAUUGUACCAAACACUGCAGUGGGGGGAUCCAGGAGCGGUUCAUGACAGUGAAGAAGAGGGCAAAGGGCAGCGGGACGGCGAGCUGCAAGGACCGCAAGGAGAUCCGAGCCUGCAACGUUCAUCCCUGCUAGGGGGCGUCGCCAACGGGCUGGUUUAUUAAAGAUGAUGGGGUUUGAUUGAUCUGUGUACAGCGAGGUGAGGGCAGGAGGACGGGGUGGUUUGGGACAAAUAUGAGGAGUUUAGCUGAGACGAAGGAAGACGUGCUGUUUAGUGAAGCCAUUGUAGAUGUUUAGUUAACAGGCUGACUUUUAUUUUAGACCACGGUGGAAGUUUUAGAGAGAAACGUCUGUGUCCUGCAAAAAAAACAACAACUUUUUAAUGAUUUUCUGUACUUUUGGCCUCUAGUGAACUCUAGAGUUUUCUGGAAAUUUUCACCAAAAAUCUGGGAAUUUUUCCUCAAAGGCACCUUCUAUGAACCUUUAAAUGUGUCAUAACCGGAUCUCUUUUCCUCCAGUUAUUUUUCACACCAAACUUCUUACAGAGUUUUACACAAAAAAAAUCAAUAGUCCUCUCAGUCUGGUGUUAAAGUUUCCACAACUGUGACUCCACUUGGAACUCCACGAGUAUAUGGACUUUUUCUGGACGUCUGCUACCCUUCAGGGGUUUUUAAUGUCAUAAGGGCAACAAAUGUUGGAGUAUAGACGCACAUCUAAGGUAGAUGUGUGAAAAAGACCUAAAAAUAGUAGAAUAAGAAGAACUACUGGUGUCUGCAGCUGUUCUUGUACCAGGAACUUAGUCUGUUGGGUAAAUUUGAAGCUAAAAUUUGUACAAAACUUGAUCAAAAAGUUUUAGGACUGUUAAUGGAGCGCAACAUGUGGUAGCAGUACAGACGUUUUUAUGACGUUUAGACGUUCUUUUUUUCAGACAUAAGGUGAAUAGAUAGAUGUUGAUUACCUUCUCGAUGGUUUCGACAAACGCUCUCGCCUUCAUCAGUCAGUGAGACGCUUCCGAUGAAGGUGAAAGAGUUCACCGAAACUGUCGAGAAGGUAAUCAACAUCUAUCUAGUCACCUUAUGUUUGAACAAAAGAACUUAAAACUAUUCUACGAACCUUUACAUGCAUCAUAACCGGAUCUGCUUUAUUUUUAGAUUUCCUCCAGUUAUUUUUCAUGCUAAACUUCUUGCAGAGUUACACAAAAUGAAUCAAUAGUCCUCUCAGUCUGGUGUUAAAGUUUCCACAACAGUGACUUCACUUGGGUCCCCGAGAGUAUACGGACUCUUUCUGGACGUCUGCUACCCUUUAGGGGUUUUUAAUGUCAUUAGGGCAACAAGUGUUGGAGUAUAGAUACAGUGCAUGAAAUAGACCUAAAAAAUAAUAGAAUAAGAAGAACUACUGCCGUCUGCAGCUGUUCUUGUAGUAGGAACUUCAUCUAUCGGGUCAAAUUGAAGCUAUAGCUUAGCAAAAGUUGAUCAAAAAGUUUCAGGACUGUUCAUGGAGUGCAACGUGGUAGCAGGACAGGCAUUUUUAUGACCACCAGUAGGUAGAUUUGUGAUUUCUAGAUGGAGCUCAAACUGCUUUAAAGUAUAAAACAUCAGAUUCAGUAUCAUGCAGCAGCUGAAUGAUCCAAGUUCAUGCUUAAGACCAUGGUGGCAACCAAAGGAGGGUCUGCAGCUACCAUCAGGAGAAGAAACAACAGUUUAACAGUGGACGAGCUGCUGUUUUCUUCAGCAUUUAUAAAGUUGUGCACCAAGGCAUCCCAAGGCAGAGUUCUACUGGAGCGUCCUGAGGUGUCUGAGGAAAAACAUUCGAACACAACACUAAUGCACAAAGUUUUUGGCCACAACAGCUCGAUCCUAGCUCGCCGACUGCCCUACUUGGUAUAUUUGACUCUUCCUAACUCAAGUCAAAGGACUGCUUUUUCAAAGAGAUUUAGUGCUCGUCACAGAUGGCGUUGAAUAGAAGUUGUUUAACAGAGGUCCUAAUGUCAAUAGCACAAUGUCACGUGACCCCAUGGACCAUCUUGAAACUUUCUGAUCGACCCUUGUAGCUGUUUAUCCUGACUCACCAGAUCUAGACUUGGGGUGUAGGUCUCUCAUUUCCACUUUGAUUAGCAACAAAAUCCAAGCAGCAAUCUGUGCAUUGAAAAUGCUACAUUUUGCAGAGGAUAUGGAUUGUGCAAUAAGGCAUUCCUGCUUGAUUUUUUGGAAAAUUAGCAAUUUUUGAUAACAGUUCUCGCCUUCUUAUAUGCAAAUGUUCCACCAGAAGAGUUUCCUUGUAGCUAUUUUGCAGGAACACCAUCGCUGCGUCCUUCACUUAGCAUCAACUGAGACGAUUAUGAUGAUUUAAAGAACUACAAACAAGCCAGUGUUUCUUUCUCUUCAUAGGAGAAUCAUUAUAAGGUGACAUCAGACCAUUCUACACAGUACUGUUUGUUGAUUUUUUGCUUCGUAUCACCUGAGACGAUUGUAAUGAUUUAAAGAACUACAAACAAGCCAGAAUAUAGCAGAAUCAGUAUAAGUUGUUGUCAGACCCUUCUACACAGUACUGUUGGUUGAUUUCUUGCUUAGCAUCACCUGAGACAAUUAUGAUUGAAAGUCAGUGUUUUUCCACUCGUAUAACAGAGUGAUAAUGAGGUGCAGUCAGACAAUUCUACACAGUACUUUUUCAUGCAGUAGUGUUUUUUUAGCUUAGCAAAACACAAACAGUUAGCCUAAAGUUCACUUUUUAACAUGUUAUGUGUUACUAUAUUGAAUAAUGCAGCAUUUUACAGACUGUUAAUGUUUCAGUUGUAGAAAGGUUCCAGUCAAGGAGAGCCAGAGUAGCCGCUUCCAACAUUGUUUGUAUUCUUUGUGCUAAGCUAAGCUAACUAGCUGCUGGCUCAAGAUUCAUAGUGGCCAUAAAUCUAACUCCCAUAAUGUCAAACUUCUUUUUUAGAAGGGUCUCCUCUUUGUUGGAACUUCAUUUUUCCACUUUCUUACAACCUAAAUCAUUUCUAUUAACUAUCAAGAGCUUCAAACUUCAUUUUUGGUGAGAAUUCCCAGAAUUUCUGCGAAAAAAAAAACAGCCCAUGGAGGUAAUACGGAUUACAAAAUAGGUGAAAAUCUACAACCAUAGCUUUUAAAAAUAUAUUUCAAGCAUCUAAUUGUCAAAAAAUUGACAGAAAAGUAAACAAAACAUUUUUUUGCAAGACACAGAUGCUAACACAGGUUUUGCGUAAAGACUUCUGGAUGUACUGUACAUCUACUAUCUAACCAACACGUAUAAAUGACACUGCUAUGUAAUUACUAAAAACCACUUCCCCUACUAGACACAUUUAAAUGGAGAUGUUUUAUACUGUUCAGAUUAGUCUUUAUAUUCUGUACUGCUGUUUAUCUGUCGUUUCAGCUGAUGUAGCAUUCAGAAAACUUUCUUUAGCAUGUGCAAGGAGGACUUUUUUUCUUCGUUGUUCUUGUUUUUGGUUUGGACUUCAGGCUUUAUCAGCUGUACUUGUUGUCUUAAAUGACUGUAUCUGCCUUUGUUGGUUCCUGAAAACCCAAACAGACGGAGCCUUAGAAGCGUCACGUCGAGUUCAGAAAUUAGCGAACAUACAAGUUUCUACAGUAUUAAAGCUGUAGUUUAGCUCAACAUGCAGUAGACUGUUACCGGGCCCUCAGUUACUACACUCUUUAUUUCCAUUUAUUGUUUUUUUUUAUUAUUGCGCUUUUCAUUGUGUUGCCAUGAUGAGAGUGAUCUGUAAAACCUUUUUUUUUUUAGUAUUACUUAGCUGAUUAUGUUGCAGUUUUUUAUUCUUUUUUACAUCACCACCAAAGUUCUGUUUUCUGUAGAUGUUUUAGGGUUUUUUUUAGUUUACAGACCUCUUUUUGUUAUUUCUUUGCCUCUGUAUCACGUGACUAUUUUGUAAGAAACCACCUUUACAAUAAAAAAAAAGUAAAUGUGAAAACCGUGA